AUGCCUUCCACAGCAAUAGUCGGCUCUACAGGACUUGUAGGCUCCCAUAUCCUGUCAACCCUCCUGGCCCUCCCCUCAAUCACCAACACAACGCCCAAUGGUCCUCCAAACUCACAUCCAUCUCCCCUCCCCCCACCCAUCCUCUUCUCCGCGCUCGGCACCACCAAAGCGGCAGCAGGCUCCUUUGAGAACCAGCGCAAGAUCGACUACGACCUCAACCUGGCCCUCGCCACAGCAGCCAAAUCUGCCGGCGUCAAAGUCUACGUGCUCAUCUCGGGAACAGGCGCGAACAUUAAAUCAGCCUUCCCGUAUAUAAAGAUGAAGGCGGAACUAGAGGAAGCUGUCAAGGAGCUAGGCUUCGAACAUACGGUUCUUGUGCGCCCGGGCUUGAUUACAGGGGAUAGACAGGAGAGCCGGCCGGCUGAGUUCGCGAUAAGGAAGAUUGCUGGAUGCAUGAGUUUGCUUGGGAAAUGGGCUGUGGACUUUUGGGCCCAAGACAAAGAUGUCAUUGCCAAAGCUGCUGUUAGUGCUGGACUCAAGGCACUGGAGGGUGGUGAGAGUGUGCCGAAGGUCUGGGUGCUGGAACAAUCGGAUGUUGUGAGGUUGGGACGGACGGAAUGGAAGGCUUGA
Molecule: messenger RNA, 630 nt
Organism: Lachnellula hyalina
Lineage: Eukaryota; Fungi; Ascomycota; Leotiomycetes; Helotiales; Lachnaceae
Gene: fmp52
Product: Protein fmp52, mitochondrial
Exons: 3
Coding region: 1-630 (209 amino acids)
Biological process (GO): import into nucleus
Cellular component (GO): cytoplasm
Source: RefSeq, a predicted model, not a curated record